AUGGCCCCGCGGACAACAAAGUCUUCGGAGCGCCGUCGCUGUCCCCAGGCCUGCCGCACCUGCAAGCGCAGAAAGGAGCGCUGCGACGGCCAGCAGCCUUGCAACCGCUGCAUCGCACGCGGCGUCGCCUACGGGUGUGUCUUCUCGCGGCCUCUGCCCCAGACGCAGCAGGCCCCGGCCCCAUUAUCAUCAUCAGCAUCGCAGGUGCAGGCUCCGUCCCCGGCCGCAUAUUCGCAGCCCUGCCGCUCGAUUGACAUCGACGGCUUCCGUCCCACCGAGGGCGCCGCGUCCGCACAGACCAGUGCCUCGGCGCCAGUAUAUCACCACAGCCCGUCCCUGGACUCGGUGCUCGCCGCGUCGCCCGCUUCCGUACCCCGGCACCUCUCCCGCCUCAUCCAGGCCGACAGGGCCGACAAGGGGAGGAGUCUCUUCUUCCUCGGCGACUCGGCCAACGUCUGCUUUCUGCAAGUCAUCCGCCGGCUCUUCAGGCAGUCGGUCGGCUUCUGCGCCUUCACCGACGACCCCCUGCAGCAUGUCUUUGUCGAGGCUGAGCCCAACGACGACGCCACCAACUGGAUCGUGUCGACCAUCCGGAGCCCGCUCCGAGCCCCGUCGCUGACCGAGGCGACCCAUUAUCUGACCUGGUAUCUUCGCUCCACCGACUGUCUGCUGAGCCACCUGUUCGACUAUACGCAGCUGAGGGAGUCCAUGUUCAGGUGGCUAGAGCAGGAAUCGUUGUCGUCGUCAUCGUCGUCGAGGGGAUCGCCUCGGAGCGACGGCGCCGGCCUGGACGGCCGCUCCGACAGAGGGCACGACGAGAAGGGCUGCGGCAUCGACGCCGGCGACGUGGAGCAAAAGGCCAUCUUCUACCUCGUCCUGGCCAUCGGCGCGCAGACGGCGCCCGACGGCGACGACAGCGCGGCCGAGGUCUACUUCAACUACGCGCGCUACCUGCUGCUGUCGCGCGCGGCCGUGUCGGCCAGCAUCCCCAUCAUCCAGGCCUACAGCAUGAUCACCAUGUUCCUGCUCGGCCAGUCGCGCCGCAACGAGGCCUUCAUCCAGCUCGGCAACGCCGUGCGCGCCGCCUACGCGCUCGGCAUCCACCGCGGCGACAUCAACGCCGUCUACCCGCCCGACGAGUACUCGACGCGCGAGCGCCUCUGGCGCGUCCUGCGCAUCCUCGACAUCUACCUCAGCGCCAGCAUGGGCCGGCCCCGGUCGACGGCCGAGACGCGCGACACCAAGGCCGAGGACGCGGCCCGCUACUCGGCCUGCCUCGACCUGUGCUCCAUCUUCGAGGCCAUCCUGACCGAGGUCUACUCCAAGUGCCCCGUCUCCACCGCCACCAUCGACCAGAUCGGCCGCCGGUACCGCCUCUGGACCGCGCGCUUCGCCCAGGGCCUCGCCGCCGACAACCUCCAGCUCGGCGAGCACGUCGAGGCCGACAACCUGCGCACGCCCAACAUCGGGCUCGUCAACCUCAAGGGCGCCUACCACUGGUCCGUCAUGCUGCUCACCCGGCCCUUCCUCGUCGAGCACAUCACCGCGCACAUCUCCCGCUCCAGUCCCGCGGAUAGGGGUAGUAGCAGCAGCAGCUCGGAACAGCCGCCGCCUCCGCCUCCUCCUCCUCCUCCUCCCUCCCAGACCAACGAGGUGCUGACCUACGCGUGCAUCAACUCGGCCGUGCAGUCGCUCGUCCUGCACCGCCACCUCCUCGCCGCGACAAAGGUGCCGCGGCGGCAGCCCUACGUCGUCAACGUCACCUUCGUCGCCACCAUGGUCGUCGGGCUCGCGCAGCUCGGCGACUUCGACCGCCUCUUCCCGCUCGACAAGAGCCUCGUCCUCGGCCAGCGCCUGCUCGACAAGUUCGGCCGCUACGACCCCGUCGCCCGGCGGUACGCCGCCAUCGCCGCCGACCUCCAGGCCGCCUGCGACGCCUCGGUCGAGUGCCGCGCCCGCUUCAACCGCGAGCGCCACAGCCUGCUCAUCGACAGCUUCUUCGGCACCGUCGAGGGCGGCGCCGGCGACGAGGGCCUUCCCUCGUCGGUGAUUUUCGGCCCGGAUCUGCCUCCCCCCCCUCCUCCUCCUCCUCCUCCUCCUGCACCCGCUGCUGCCAACUCGCCGGGCCCGGGCGCCAUGUUCCAGCCCAUCUCGCCGCAGACUACGGUCGGGCAGGCUGACGAGGAGUACGCGGCCGCCAUGCACAUGCCCCAGUACUACGCGGGGAUGAACCCCACCCCGCCGUGCACGGACAAGGGAUCCCAGCGCCAGGGCGCCACCGGCUCGGGGGCCAUGGAGCUGCAGCAGCAGCAGGACCUGGAGGACAUGGGCAUGGGUGGCGGCGGCAGGAAUCAGAUGUUUGGGGGCCUGCCGGACACGAUCCUCUCGCUGUCUCCACGGAUGAUUGACUUUGACUCGAGUAACAUAGACCUUCAGUUGUUUCCGCUCAUGGACGGAUCCAUGCUAUGA
This is a messenger RNA of Thyridium curvatum, 2469 nucleotides long. RefSeq lists its product as uncharacterized. NCBI's taxonomy places the organism in Eukaryota, Fungi, Ascomycota, Sordariomycetes, Thyridiales, Thyridiaceae. The record is from RefSeq and is a predicted model, not a curated record. The coding region runs from base 1 to 2469 and encodes 822 amino acids. Gene Ontology annotation, cellular component: nucleus. The transcript has a single exon. Gene Ontology annotation, biological process: positive regulation of transcription from RNA polymerase II promoter by galactose; DNA-templated transcription. Gene Ontology annotation, molecular function: DNA-binding transcription factor activity, RNA polymerase II-specific; zinc ion binding; RNA polymerase II cis-regulatory region sequence-specific DNA binding.